GCUCCUUAUAUUUAGCCUCAUUUUCCUAUUCCUCUCUCUCUCUCUCUCUCUCUCUCUCUCUCUCUCUCUCGCUUAGCUUGAGCUCUGUGGUUUCAGGGCUUCCUCUGUUAAUUUUGGCUUCUUCUCCUUGUCUAAAAAGCCUCCUUGUAAUAUAAACACCUCAAUUCCCCUCAUCUACCCAAUCCAUACCCAAAUCCCAAACCACCCAGAAAAGCACUUGUUGGAUCUCUCUUCUUGGACCUCUCUCUACCUAAAAGAAGAAGAAGAAGAAGAAGAAGAACAUGGCAUUGCAUGUUUUUGUUAUACUACUAGCCACAUUGCAAAUUCAUUCGCAGUGCGGCGUGGUGGUGGGCGUUACGGAGACGACGUGCGCCGACGCCGUGCCGAUGAGGCUGCGGCGGGAGGUGAUAUCGAUAACGGACUUCGGCGGGGUCGGCGACGGCCGGACGCUGAACACGUGGCCGUUCCGGAAGGCGGUUUACAGGAUCCAGCACCUGAGGAGGAGAGGGGGCACACUGUUGUAUGUUCCUCCUGGGAUUUGGCUCACUGGGAGCUUCAACCUCACCAGCCACAUGACCCUGUUCUUAGCAAGAGGAGCUGUUAUUAAGGCCACACAGGAUACAUGGAAUUGGCCAUUGAUGGAUCCAUUGCCAUCAUAUGGAAGGGGCAGGGAGUUGCCUGGUGGAAGGUAUACUAGCCUAAUCCAUGGAAAUGGGAUCAGUGAUGUGAUAAUAACAGGUGAGAAUGGAACAAUUGAUGGGCAAGGUGAAGUGUGGUGGAACAUGUGGAGACAAAGAACACUUCACUACACAAGACCAAAUCUAUUGGAGUUUAUGAACUCUAGAGAUAUUAUCAUUUCCAAUAUUGUAUUCAGAGACUCCCCAUUCUGGAAUAUUCACCCAGUAUAUUGCAGCAACGUGGUAAUAAAAUACGUCACAAUUUUGGCUCCGUAUGACUCUCCUAACACAGAUGGAAUUGAUCCAGAUUCGAGCUCCAACGUGUGCAUCGAGGACGCCUACAUAUCGACGGGCGACGACCUCGUCGCCGUCAAGAGCGGGUGGGACGAGUACGGCAUCGCGUUCGGCCGCCCGAGCUGGUCCGUCACUGUCCGCCGCUUGACGGGCUCCUCCCCCUUCAGCGGCAUCGCAAUCGGCAGCGAGGCGUCGGGCGGCGUGGAUGGCGUCCUCGUCGAGGACGUCCACCUCUUCAAUACUGGCAUCGGCAUCCACAUCAAGACCAACAUCGGCCGCGGCGGGUACAUCAGGAACGUGACGUUCGCCAACGUCGUCAUGCACAACGUCCGGAAGGGGAUCCGGAUCGCGGGCGACGUCGGGGACCACCCGGACGAGUACUUCAACCGGUACGCGGUCCCGAUGGUCGACGGCGUGACGAUUCGGAACGUCUGGGGGCAGAACGUGCAGCAGCCAGGGUCGAUUGAAGGGAUAAAAAACGCGCCGUUCACGAGGAUAUGCCUAUCGAACGUGAAGUUGUGGGGGGCGGGGGGGUGGCAGAGCAGCGCGCCGUGGCGGUGUGCGGAGGUGAGCGGGGCGGCAUUCGGGGUUCGGCCGUGGCCCUGUGCUCAGCUCGCCACCACUCUCACGGGAGGCAUAUGCUCUGGUGCCGUGUAGAAUGUAAUUGUGUGUUAUAAGAGCGUAGUCAGAUGAGUUGUUUUCUAUCGGAUUGAUCUUUUAAUGUGGGGGAGGAGAUUGUUUUAGGUGUUUGGUGGAUUGAUUGUUUAGCGGAGAGAAUUGCUAUUGAGAUACCAUAUUGUGAACGAUGAGAGAUGCGUUGACUUGGUAUCAGGUCAGCGUAGAGAGCAUCAACAUGUCUUGAGUUUUUUAACUCAUUUGAGCCUGCAUGUUUGAUUUUUAAACA
Messenger RNA from Ananas comosus (pineapple), 1875 nucleotides. Its product is annotated as probable polygalacturonase. Gene Ontology annotation, biological process: carbohydrate metabolic process. The transcript is spliced from 5 exons. Gene Ontology annotation, molecular function: polygalacturonase activity. Lineage: Eukaryota; Viridiplantae; Streptophyta; Magnoliopsida; Poales; Bromeliaceae. The coding region runs from base 282 to 1628 and encodes 448 amino acids. The record is from RefSeq and is a predicted model, not a curated record.